This is a messenger RNA of Centruroides sculpturatus (bark scorpion), 1106 nucleotides long. RefSeq names its product GLIPR1-like protein 1. Bases 112 to 912 code for a protein of 266 amino acids. The record is from RefSeq and is a predicted model, not a curated record. The transcript has 6 exons. Gene Ontology annotation, cellular component: extracellular region. NCBI's taxonomy places the organism in Eukaryota, Metazoa, Arthropoda, Arachnida, Scorpiones, Buthidae.
UACAUUUUAAACCGAAAAGUAACAUCUACUGUAUUUCGAUUUUUCUUUUUUUUAUUGUAAGAUUAUUAAUCACUUAAAAAACUUGUUGCUAGAAGUUUCACUUAUUUAUUAAUGGGAAAAACAAAAAGGAUCUCUUGUUGUUGGAAUUUAAUCUUUAUAUUCGUGGCCAAAAUAUUCUGCAUUGUUUGGAGUGAUGACAAUUUAAUUGAAAAUUUAAAAUAUAAUAAUAUACAGAAAACAAUGUAUAGAGACAUAUCAAAAAGGCAAGAUAAGAUAGAAUAUAGUGGAUUUACUAAACAACAAGAAAAUGAAAUCUUGCAGUUGCAUAAUGAAUACAGAAGUAAGACCAUUCCUCCCGCAGCUGAUAUGUAUGAACUGAAAUGGAGUGAAGAACUUGCCAAACUGGCUAAAGAUUGGGCCGAUAAAUGUCUUUUAAUGCAAGGUCCCAGAAAAUGUCUACCAAUGAUAAGUCAGAAUAUAUAUAAUGGCCUCGAAGGAUAUAAAGAAGCUUUAAGUGAUUGGUAUGAUGAAGUAAGAGGAUAUAGUUAUGAAUAUAAUGUUUGUCGAAAUAUACCGUGUUUACACUAUAAAACAAUGAUAUGGGCUACAAUAUUUGCCGUAGGAUGUUCAACAGCUGAUUGCAUUGAUUCUAAAAACAGCACGAUGAUUGUUUGUAAUUACUAUCCUAAAGUUUUUACUUUGUUAGAGGAAAUUGGAAAGGAAAGCCAUACGAGGAAGGAAACAGAUGCUCCAAAUGUCUAUCAGGUUGUUCUUCGUCAGGAGCAUUACAGCAUCAGUAGAAUAAUAUCAAAUGAAAUAUUUGAUUCCUGUAGUACUGGCUCCAGAUAUCUUAAUGAUAUACUGACGACAUCCAUCAUUACUACAGGAUAUAUAUUUGUGAUAUUAACGUAAUAGCUGCAUACUAUACUGCUCUAUAUUAAAAGUUUAAAUUUUCUUAAUUGUUUGUAUAAAUUAAUACAGACGGUUUAAUUAAAGAAUAGAAAACAUAACCAAGAAUUUUUCAUUUCGUGGCAUUAUUAAAGGCACCCGAAUAUAAUUGACAGGUUUAAAUUAAUUACUUUACAGUUGUUAACUUAAACUAGAAA